Manduca sexta (tobacco hornworm) is the source of this 1720-nucleotide messenger RNA. RefSeq names its product ubiquitin carboxyl-terminal hydrolase 7. The transcript has 12 exons. The coding region runs from base 134 to 1720 and encodes 528 amino acids. Gene Ontology annotation, biological process: protein deubiquitination; regulation of protein stability. Lineage: Eukaryota; Metazoa; Arthropoda; Insecta; Lepidoptera; Sphingidae. The record is from RefSeq and is a predicted model, not a curated record. Gene Ontology annotation, cellular component: nucleus; cytosol. Gene Ontology annotation, molecular function: cysteine-type endopeptidase activity; protein binding; cysteine-type deubiquitinase activity.
UAAACUUGGAACGAUCAAAUUUGACAACCAAAAAUCGUUAGGUGACGUAUGUCAUCGACCUAAAAAAAUCACAAAAUUAUUUUUUAUUUAUUUUGAUAUGAUCCAUUAUGUGUAACAUUUUAACUUAAGCUUCAUGAUUGCCGCUGAAAUGAUCGAAACAGGCAGCGCCGACAACGCGACAGCUGCACCGCCGACAAACACUGAUAUCUCACAAGAAGAUGACGACAUCGCCCGUCCAGAAGCGACGUUCAGAUACAUCGUACAGAACAUCAGCCAGCUGAAAGAGCAGGUGCUGUCCCCCCCGUGCUACGUCAGAUGUCUGCCGUGGAAGAUCCUCGUCUUAAUCCGCCAUACGACCACGCCUGAUCGUCAGCAGCAGAAGGCCCUGGGUAUAUUCCUGCAGUGUAACGGAGAGUGCAGCUCGCCAGGAUGGUCCUGUUACGGGUUGGGGGAACUCAAGCUCCUCUCACACAAGUCAGAUGGUGUUCAUUUGUGUAGGAAACUUCAUCAUAUGUAUCACUGCAAGGAGGACGACUGGGGUUUCGCGCACUUCAUCUCUUGGGAGGACUUGAUGAAUUCAGAGAAUGCUUUUGUGAAAGACGACUCCAUUACUAUCGAGGCUCACGUAUUGGCUGAGGCGCCACACGGCGUGUCGUGGGAUUCCAAGAAACAUACGGGAUUUGUCGGUCUCAAAAACCAGGGCGCCACGUGUUACAUGAACUCACUCCUUCAGACGCUCUUCUUCACAAACGUAUUACGUAAGGCUGUGUACAAGAUACCCACAGUGGGAGACGACAGCUCCAGAUCUGUAGCCUUUGCCCUCCAACGCGUGUUUUACGACCUCCAGUUCUCGGAAAAACCGGUGGCUACCAAAAAACUGACGAAGAGUUUCGGCUGGGAAACAUUGGACUCGUUCAUGCAACAUGAUGUACAGGAAUUCCUGAGAGUGUUGUUGGACAAAUUAGAAAACAAAAUGAAAGGAACAGUAGUGGAGGGGACCGUUCCGAAGCUGUUCGAAGGCAAAAUGACGUCUUUUAUCAAAUGUAAAAACGUUAACUGCAGCAGCACGAGGGUGGAGACGUUCUACGAUAUACAACUAAGUGUUAAAGGAAAGAAUAACAUAUACGAGUCGUUCAAAGACUAUAUAAGCACAGAGACGCUAGACGGCGAGAACAAGUACGACGCCGGCGAGCACGGCCUACAGGAGGCGGAGAAAGGCGUGAGGUUCGACGUGUUCCCCCCAGUGCUGCACCUGCACCUGCUGAGGUUCCAGUACGAUCCGCAGAGAGACGCCUCGGUCAAGUUUAAUGACAGGUUUGAAUUCUACGAAGAAAUCAAUCUGGACCCGUACCUGCAAGAGAUACCGUCGACCCCCUCCCACUACACGCUGCACGCGGUGCUGGUGCACUCGGGCGACAACCACGGCGGGCACUACGUCGUGUUCAUCAACCCCAAGGGGGACGGCAAGUGGUGCAAGUUCGAUGACGACGUGGUCAGCCGGUGCAGUAAGCAGGAGGCGAUCGAGUACAACUACGGAGGAAAGGAGGACGCGCCGCAUCUAGCGAGGAAAGCCACCAGCGCGUACAUGCUGAUUUAUAUACAAACAUCGCAACUGAAGUACGUGCUCCAGGACGUGACCGAGGCGGACAUACCGGCCGACCUGUGCGAGCGGAUCACCGACGAGAUGCGUUACGAGAUGGUAAGAACAUCCUUGAAUUAA